AUGGCGUUGAUAUGGGAUACGAAAAGGGAGGGAUGCAACAGCAACACCCCUCAACUCGAGAAGAUUGUUGAACUAGCUUCAUCCAAACGAACGCACCCACCGUCCAUGUCCAUGUCCAUGUCCAUGGACGAAAACGAAAUGAACAAGAUCCACGCCUGCCUUCGAAAUACAUACAUGCACUUGCACACCCCAGAUCACCCACCUUACUCGCAGAUGAUAUUUAAAGCCAUUAACUCACUGAAUUAUGAGGAAGGUGGUGCAAACAAAGCUGCUAUAUCCGCCUAUAUUAAGUCAGAGUUCCAUGAUCUGGCUUGGGCUCAUGAGAGUCUUCUCUCUCACCAUCUUGGCAAGCUCCUUGAGAGAGGUGAGUUGGUUACUUCUCCUAGCACCGGUGAUUAUCAGCUUCCAAAACCAUUGUUAUUGGCACAUGAAGAUUUGGAUCCAUCAAAGCAUGCUCAGGGACGGGGGCGGCGAGGAAGGCCACCAAAACCGAAACGAGGAAACAAGGAAAGCAUGACUAAGAGAGAAUCACUGUCUUUGUGUGAGCAAAGGAAAAAGCAAGGAAUUAACAAGGUAAGUGUGGAGGAGGAUGGAAACCCCAAGAAAAGGAGAGGAAGGCCUCCCAAGAAAUUAAUAAGUGACAAUCAUCCACUGGGCAGUUUUUGA
This is a messenger RNA of Prunus armeniaca (apricot), 666 nucleotides long. Lineage: Eukaryota; Viridiplantae; Streptophyta; Magnoliopsida; Rosales; Rosaceae. The record is from the annotation of a GenBank genome assembly.